This is a messenger RNA of Adelges cooleyi (spruce gall adelgid), 5832 nucleotides long. It is a transcript of the gene na, whose product is annotated as sodium leak channel NALCN. The record is from RefSeq and is a predicted model, not a curated record. The coding region runs from base 230 to 5530 and encodes 1766 amino acids. Gene Ontology annotation, molecular function: monoatomic cation channel activity. Gene Ontology annotation, biological process: monoatomic ion transport; transmembrane transport. The transcript is spliced from 27 exons. Gene Ontology annotation, cellular component: membrane. Lineage: Eukaryota; Metazoa; Arthropoda; Insecta; Hemiptera; Adelgidae.
UAAUCUUUAAGUAUUCCAAAAACCAAUUUCCAAGUAAUGUCAAUUGUUAUUUGUUAAAAUCAAUAAUAAUUGUCAACUUUACUUGAACUUACGUCUGUCGACGAAAUGUUUAUCUUCGAAAUAAGUUAAAAAUGUUAGAAUGGAUGACAUACUUGACGGUCUCCCAACGAUAUAACUACGUUAUAACAAUUAACAAACAUAAUUUAUUAUAUGUGAAAUGUAAACCUCCAUGCAAAGUGUAAACCCAAAGAGUGUGAGCAUGUUGGGCCGUAAGCAAAGUAUUCGGAUCGAUAUGAUGGCUGCUGACUACGUUCAGGAAGAAUCGCUGAACGAAAGUGCAGAAAUCGAUUGGGUCAACAAGUUAUGGGUUCGAAGACUAAUGCGCUUUUGCGCUCUGCUCAGCUUGUUGUGUGUUAGUCUGAACACUCCGAAAACAUUCCAGACAUUUUAUUACUUGAAGUUUGCCACAUUUGUAUGUGACUUUGCGGUCACCGGUCUUUACACCGCCGAAAUGAUUGCCAAAAUGCACAUACGUGGCAUAUACAAGGGAGAUUCUCCGUACUUGAAAGACCACUGGUGCCAAUUUGAUGCCACGAUGGUGUUUUUUCUUUGGGUGUCAGUAAUAUUGCAAAUUUUCGAAAUCGUAGUCGAUUCGCCUGAAUAUAGUUAUUUAUCGAUAUUACGUGCGCCAAGACCAUUCAUUAUGAUCCGGUUCAUACGAGUCUUCCUUAAAUUCUCCAUGCCAAAAUCUAGAAUAAACCAAAUUUUCAAGCGUUCGAGUCAACAAAUUUACAAUGUUACAUUGUUCUUCCUGUUUUUUAUGUCAUUAUACGGUGUACUCGGCGUUCAACUAUUUGGUGAAAUGAAACAUCACUGUGUUUUGAAUACAACCGAUCCAAAGUAUAAAUAUAAUUUUUUUUUUCAUUUUUCAAAGGUUAAUUGUAUUACAUUUUUUUUUAAUGUCAUUAGGCAUGUCACUAUAAACAGUUUGGCUAUACCAGAUACGUUUUGCUCUACAGAACCGGGUGCAGGUUAUCAAUGCCCAACUGGUAUGAAAUGCAUGAAACUAGAAUUAUCGAGAUACAUUACAGGUUUCAGUGGAUUCGAUGAAUUCGCCACCAGUAUUUUUACCGUCUAUCAAGCAGCCUCGCAAGAAGGUUGGGUGUACAUUAUGUUCCGAACGUUCGACAGUCUUCCUGCCUGGAGAGCUAUAUUUUACUUUUCGACAUUAAUAUUUUUCCUCGCUUGGCUGGUAAAAAAUGUGUUCAUUGCUGUCAUCACGGAGACAUUCAAUGAAAUGCGAGUUCAAUUUCAACAGUUAUGGGGCCAAAGAAGACACGUUGGAAAUAAAACGUCUACCGAGAUACUUGUUAGCGAUGAAAACGGAUGGCGAUUAGUUACCCCAGAACAAAAUAAACAUAGAAAAUUAGCAUCGCCGUUAGGACAUAAAAUUCUCAACUCAGCUUGGUUCCGAUUACUCGUCAUGUGCAUAAUACUUAGUAAUGGCAUUGCGAUGGCCACUAUGAACUUUAAACACGAUGGACGUCCCCGUCAUGCUUUUUACGAAAAAUACUAUUACAUUGAAGUUGUGUACACUGUGGUAUUCAAUUUGGAAACGCUAUUCAAAAUGGGUUUACUCGGUUUUAAAGAAUAUUUUAAACAUUCUUACCAUAAGUUUGAGUUGAUGCUUGCAAUUGGUACUACGCUACACAUUGUACCUCAAUUCUAUUUGUCGGGUUUAACUUAUUUUCAGGUUUUAAGAAUUGUAAGACUCAUAAAAGCUUCACCAAUGUUAGAAGAUUUUGUUUACAAAAUAUUUGGUCCUGGUAAAAAACUGGGCAGUCUUAUUAUAUUUACAAUGUGUCUAUUGAUAAUUUCGUCGAGUAUUUCUAUGCAACUUUUCUGUUUCUUAUGCGAUUUUUCCAAAUUUGAAACUUUUCCUGAAGCUUUUAUGUCAAUGUUUCAAAUUCUUACACAAGAAGCGUGGGUGGAUGUAAUGGAUGAAACCAUGUUACGUACUCGCAAGGCCCUGGUGCCGUUAGUCGCAGUCUAUUUUAUACUUUACCACUUAUUUGUGACUUUGAUCGUACUGAGUCUUUUUGUUGCUGUCAUUUUGGAUAAUCUUGAGCUUGACGAAGAAUUAAAAAAGCUCAAACAAUUACGUUUCCGUGAACAAAGUGCUGAAAUCAAAGAAACAUUACCAUUUCGCCUGAGAAUUUUCGAAAAGUUUCCAGAUCGUCCAAAAAUGACCACUAUACAUAAACAACCGUCAGAAUUCAACCUGCCAAAAGUACGAGAAAGUUUUAUGAAACAAUUUGUCUUCGACAAAAGCGAUGAAGAAAUUGCAUUAGAAGGUAUGAAAAGCACAAAUGAAACAUUAAAACCCCUAUCGAUGACACGCAAACACCAUCCCGUCAGACUGUUGACUAAUCCACCAAAAGUGCGUACAGUAACACCAGAUUAUCGUAAAGCCAUAAUUUCAAACAUAAUCAAUGAUUCUAACAAUCAACGUCUACUGUUGGGAGAUUCAACAUUUUUGCCGCCAAAUUCUGGUCCCAAAGGUGCGGGUCUACAUACCCAAGGUACCAUCAACAAUAUGCAGCACACCCGAAUAGAUCACAAAAAAUCGAUGAGACAAAGCAUUCGUCGUGGGUCCAUAAAACUUAAACAGACUUAUGAGCACCUUAUGGAAAAUGGAGAUGUGAAUCGGUUGGCUACUGCGACAAGAGCCCGGCCUCAUGAUCUUGACAUCAAACUGUUGCAGGCUAAACGACAACAGGCCGAAAUGAGAAGAAACAAACGAGAGGAAGACUUGCGUGAAAACCAUCCGUUAUUCGAUACUCCUUUAUUCAUUGUUCCUAGGGAAUCUAAAUUUCGAAAACUUUGUCAAUUGAUCGUGUAUGCUCGAUAUGAAUUUAAACUCAGAGAUCCGCUUACGGGCGAAGAACGCCAGGUUAAAUACAAAGGUUUCCAUAAUUUCUUAGGAUUAGUCACCUAUUUAGACUGGUUAAUGAUACUAGUGACAACAUUGAGUUGUAUAUCAAUGAUGUUUGAAACCCCCAUUUAUCAAGUAAUGAAUACACCAGCUUUGCAAAUAGCGGAAUAUGUAUUUGUUUGCUUUAUGAGUAUAGAAAUAGCUCUAAAAAUCCUGGCCGAUGGUGUAUUUUUCACCCCGAAAGCGUACAUGAAAGAUGUAGCCGCUAUAUUAGAUGUAUUCGUAUAUGUGACAAGUUUAGUGUUUUUGUGGUGGAUGCCAACUAAUGUAGCUACAAAUUCUUCAGCACAUUUACUGAUGAUUUGUCGUUGUGUACGACCAUUACGUAUAUUUUCACUAGUGCCGCACAUGAGGAAAGUAGUCGAUGAACUUUGUCGAGGUUUCAAAGAAAUCUUAUUGGUAUCUGUUCUGUUGAUAGUUUUAAUGUUUGUAUUUGCCAGUUAUGGCGUACAAAUAUUUGGGGGCCGAUUAGCCCGUUGUAAUGAUCCAAAUAUUAAACGACGUGAAGAUUGUGUUGGAGUAUUUAUGCGCCAAGUGUUUGUCACGAAAAUGAAAAUCAAACCUGGGCCAAAUGAAUCUUACCCUGCCAUACUAGUGCCAAGAGUUUGGGCAAACCCAAGACGGUUCAAUUUCGAUAAUAUAGGAUAUGCUAUGCUGACACUGUUUGAAGUGUUGUCGUUCAAAGGGUGGCUGGACGUUCGGGAUAUACUGAUCAGCGCUUUAGGACCAGUCCACGCCAUAUACAUUCACAUUUUUAUAUUUUUGGGUUGUAUGAUUGGGCUUACACUUUUUGUGGGUGUUGUGAUCGCAAACUAUUCAGAAAACAAAGGAACUGCCCUUUUGACUGUUGACCAAAGGCGAUGGUGCGACUUGAAGAAAAGACUUAAAAUUGCACAACCUCUUCAUUUACCUCCUCGACCAGAUCGCAGAAAGUUUCGAGCUUUUAUCUAUGAUAUUACGCAAAAGAUACAUUUUAAGAGAUUUUUUGCCGUUAUUGUACUCAUUAACAGUUGUCUGUUGUGUGUUUCGUGGCGAGCUGGUGAUAAACAUACAGAAUCAUUGUCGUUGGUCAGCGCUUGUCUGACACUUAUAUUUGUGGUCGAAGUAAUUAUGAAAAUGAUUGCUUUCACUGCUCGCGGCUAUUGGCAAUCUCGCCGUAAUCGCUACGAUCUCUUAGUCACUGUUUUGGGAGUGAUUUGGAUAUGUACUCAUUUUGCAAUCCAUAAUGAACUGUCCUUUUCAUUUGGCUACAUAGUCGUUGUCUUACGAUUUUUUACCAUAACCGGUAAACACGCAACGCUAAAAAUGCUCAUGUUGACCGUUGGCGUUUCUGUUUGUAAGAGUUUUUUUAUUAUAUUUGGCAUGUUCCUUUUGGUAUUUUCGUAUGCUUUGGCCGGCACUAUAUUAUUUGGUACUGUGAAAUAUGGUGAAGGUAUUGGAAGACUUGCAAAUUUUGGUACUCCUGUUACUGGAGUAGCUAUGUUGUUUCGCAUAGUUACGGGAGAAGAUUGGAACAAAAUCAUGCACGAUUGUAUGAUCUUACCGCCGCAAUGUACGCCGGCCCCAAAUUAUUGGCAAACAGACUGUGGAAAUUAUGCGGCCGCAUUAAUAUAUUUUUGUUCGUUUUACGUAAUGAUUACAUAUAUUGUACUUAACCUUCUAGUCGCUAUUAUUAUGGAAAAUUUUUCUCUUUUCUAUUCCAACGAAGAAGAUGCCUUACUGUCUUACGCAGACAUAAGAAAUUUUCAACAUUCCUGGAAUAUUGUUGACGAUACACAAGCCGGUGUCAUUCAGGUGUACAAAGUCAAGUUUUUACUACGUCUGCUGAAAGGCAGGUUGGAGACUGAUCCACAAAAAGGUAAAAUGCUGUUAAAACAUAUGUGCUACGAAUUGGAAAGACUUCACAACGGCCAGGAAGUUACGUUCCACGAUGUUUUAAACAUGUUGUCUUAUCGUACGGUCGACAUAACAAAAGCCCUUCAACUCGAAGAACUUGUCGCACGUCAAGAUUUUGAAUUAAACAUUCAAGAAGAAGUCGCUAAACAAACCAUACGCAACUGGCUUGAAGGAUGUUUACGCAAAAUGAGAGCGGCUAAUAGACAACAAGGUAGCCUUUUAGCUGGCUUACGGGCUACCAAUGAAAUGCUACUACGUGAUUUCGAGGAGAAACAAGUGGCCAACAAAGAUAAGGAACCUGACGACAAAGAUAUAAAAAUUGACGUGAGUCGUUCAAAGCUGAAGUCGACUACAGGAAUAACUCGUUCCGAUAGUGUUGGAAGCAGUUCAGGGCGUAGAUAUUUAACGCCCACGCUAUCAGACCCGUCCGACAAAGAUAGGAAUCGUAAAGCUUCGUACAGAAAUUUGAAACCUUUGAAUAUGUCAAAUCUGAAUGUAUCCUCAACUUCUGCAACGCGUGAAACAAAAACUAAUACAUCCAAAGUGUCUAGUGCCGUAAAAGAAAUACAUGAAUGGUGGUUAGAGCAAUUGGAACAUUUUUCAGACAUGUCUUCGAGCGAGGAUGAAAGUUAUUUAUAGAUUUAAGAAUUAUGUUAGUUUAAAAUGAUCAGUUAUUAUUCCAAUAAUGUACAAGCUUAAACUUUAGGCCAUUGAAGAAAGUAUUAAAUCUAAAUUUUGGUUUUUGAAUUAUAGCCUAGUAAAAAAUAGCCUGUUGUUAAAUAAUAUUGUAAUACAUUAAAAGGGUAAAACAUAGUUUGUAAGCAAAAUAGUGAUAUUAAGUCAAUGUGUUGUUCAAUGUUUUGUUAAACUAAAUAAAUAUAGAUUUAAUUGCACAUAACUUUGUUCACAAAGAAUUGUAGACAUCUAAAUAUCUUCGGCGA